GAAGUCUGAAUAUUGAUUCACGAUCGGAUAGUAUAAAAGUCAAAGCGGUCGCACAACCACUGUCACUAGAAGCCCAGCAACAUGCUUUCCAGAACGCUACUCGUGGUACUCGUCGCUGCGUGCUCCGCCCAGACGCUGAACGCGUGGCCAUGGGACAGGAAGACGACAACGACUACCACGACGCCGGCGCCGGCUGUUAUGAGCAGGGAGAAGUUCUUGGCCCGUCUUAGCCAAGCGACUGAAACUGUCACCGCGGAGGUUGCUAAAAGCCACCAGCUCGUGGAAGAAGCAGACGCAGCCGACAAGGAAGGAAAAGCGAUGAAGAAAGCCGUAGAGGACGUGCGUGCCUACACCAAGGCGUUCACAGAUGAAUUGAACGACUACGCUGCCAGAUUCAUCAAAAAUGGCAUCGACACGGCGCCCUGCGUUGAAAGAUACAUGGACAACAAGGCGGAGAUCGAAGCCUAUUCCGAUGUCGAAGCCAAGGAAAAAGUCAAACUCGAUAUGCAGGACGUGCGCGACACCGCCGUUGAAGCCGACGCCCUGCUGGAGAAGAUUGCCUCCGUGAAGGCGCGCGGCGAGGCCGAGGCGGCCAAGCCCGACGGCGAGUACGGCGGCGACGUGGACGCCAUCCUGAAGGACGCCGACGAGCUCGUCAGCACGGCCGUGUGGAACAACAAGCACAUCGACGUCAUGGUGGACAGGCUCAUGUUCGCCGCGGACGUCACCAUCUUCCUCAGUUACGCUCCAGAAGACAUCAAGGCUGCCCUGAACUGCGGUGCGCUUUGCAUGCGCCGUGCUGAUCGCAGCCGCAGCCUGCAGUACGCGGCUCGCCUUGCCAAGGAUGGUUCGUGCUAAGGGCUGAAUCGUUGAAUUACAUAUUGAAUAUCAAGCUGC
Molecule: messenger RNA, 897 nt
Organism: Thrips palmi
Lineage: Eukaryota; Metazoa; Arthropoda; Insecta; Thysanoptera; Thripidae
Exons: 4
Coding region: 82-858 (258 amino acids)
Source: RefSeq, a predicted model, not a curated record